Lodderomyces orthopsilosis Co 90-125 is the source of this 1254-nucleotide messenger RNA. RefSeq names its product aspartate transaminase (gene AAT21). The record is from RefSeq and is a predicted model, not a curated record. Gene Ontology annotation, biological process: L-aspartate biosynthetic process. Gene Ontology annotation, cellular component: cytosol. Bases 1 to 1254 code for a protein of 417 amino acids. NCBI's taxonomy places the organism in Eukaryota, Fungi, Ascomycota, Pichiomycetes, Serinales, Debaryomycetaceae. The transcript has a single exon. Gene Ontology annotation, molecular function: L-aspartate:2-oxoglutarate transaminase activity; pyridoxal phosphate binding.
AUGUCCGAAUUAUUCACCAAUGUUCAAGAAUUACCGCCAGAUCCAUUAUUUGGAUUAAAAGCCAGAUACACUAAAGAUCCACGUAGUGAUAAAGUUGAUUUAGGUAUUGGUGCUUAUCGUGACAACAACGGUAAACCAUGGAUCUUACCAGCUGUUCGUCAAGCUGAACAAAAAUUGAUCAAUUCGCCUGAUUAUAAUCAUGAAUAUUUAUCUAUUUCUGGGUAUGAGCCUUUUUAUACUGGUGCUGCUAAAGUAUUAUUGGGAGAUAAAUCGCCUGCUAUUGGAGAAGGUCGAGUUGUUUCACAACAAAGUUUAUCGGGAACUGGUGCUUUGCAUUUAGCUGGAUUGUUUUUGAAAAAAUUUUAUUCUGCUGGUCCUCAUACGAUUUACUUAUCUCAACCAACUUGGGCUAACCAUAAACAAGUGUUUGAAACUUUGGGAUUGACGGUAAAGACAUAUCCUUAUUGGGACAAUGCUACUAAAUCUUUGGACUUGAAGGGGUUUUUAAACACUAUAAAUCAAGCUGAACAGGGAUCAAUUUUCCUUUUGCAUGCAUGUGCUCAUAAUCCAACUGGAUUGGAUCCAAACUAUGAACAAUGGAAUCAGAUCUUGCAAGCUUUAGAAGCCAAGAAACAUUUAAUCAUUUUUGAUUCAGCUUAUCAAGGGUUUGCUUCUGGUGAUUUGGAAAAAGAUGCUUAUCCUAUCCGUAAAGCCAUUAAUGAUUCAGUUAUUAAAUCUACUCCCAUCAUCAUUUGCCAAUCAUUUGCCAAAAACGUUGGUAUGUAUGGUGAAAGAGUUGGUGCUAUUCAUGUAGUAUUGCCAACUAAAGAUGAUGCAUUUGGUAGAGCAGUUAAAUCACAAUUGAAUUUAAUUAUUCGUUGUGAAAUUUCAAAUCCACCAGCAUAUGGAUCUAAGAUUGUAUCUACUAUACUCAAUGAUCCUAGCUUGUAUUCUCAAUGGAGAAAAGAUUUGGUGACAAUGUCAUCAAGAAUUAUUAAAAUGAGAAAUACUUUGCGUUCAAAAUUGGAAAAAUUGGGUACUCCAGGAACUUGGAAUCAUAUAACUGAUCAAACUGGUAUGUUUUCAUUUACUGGUUUAACUCCUGAACAAGUUGAAAGAUUGGAAAAGAAACAUGGUGUUUAUUUGGUUUCAAGUGGUAGAGCUUCAGUUGCCGGAUUAAAUGAUGGUAAUGUUGAUAAAGUUGCCAAUGCAAUUGAUGAAGUAGUUAGAAAUUCCAAAGGUGCAAAACUUUAG